This is a messenger RNA of Aspergillus pseudotamarii, 1538 nucleotides long. RefSeq names its product nicotinate-nicotinamide nucleotide adenylyltransferase. Gene Ontology annotation, cellular component: nucleus; cytoplasm. Gene Ontology annotation, molecular function: ATP hydrolysis activity; nicotinamide-nucleotide adenylyltransferase activity. Lineage: Eukaryota; Fungi; Ascomycota; Eurotiomycetes; Eurotiales; Aspergillaceae. Bases 9 to 869 code for a protein of 286 amino acids. The transcript has a single exon. The record is from RefSeq and is a predicted model, not a curated record.
AAAAAAGUAUGACGACCCCCGCCCUCCAGACACUCCGAGCGCAAUAUAGUUCAACCUUGAAACGCUUCAUCGCGUCGAGCAAGAACUUUGAAAUCCUCACCUCUAUUCCCGCCGGUCAAUCUCACCCACCGGCUCACAUUCCAGAUGUCCUAUACGUGUUGGAUUCAUCCUUCAAUCCGCCCACUCUUGCACAUCGCAGGAUAGCUAGUACCGCCCUUUUCGAGAGUGCGAGCAAAGCGCCGCGGCUUCUACUAUUACUUGCGACCCAGAAUGCGGAUAAACCUUCCAAACCAGCCUUGUUCGAGGAUCGUCUUGUUAUGAUGGAACUAUUCGCGAGAGACCUCUUGGCAUAUAUACAGCCACAUUUCUCGGCUUCAGAGGAUGAGAGUCUUCCAGUAAUCGAUAUCGGUCUCACCAAGAAACCGUAUUUCGUGGAUAAAGCCGCGGAAAUUGAUACUGCGGGGAUUUAUCCGGAAUCGCUUGAGCAAGUUCAUCUCACUGGCUAUGAUACGUUGAUUCGGAUCUUCAACCCCAAGUAUUAUCCGCCAGAACAUACCCUCCAGCCCUUAGGGCCUUUUCUUACACGCCAUCGGUUGAGGGUCACCAUGCGACCGGGUAGCGAGUGGGGCGAUGCGGAAGAGCAGAAGCAAUUCCUACUCAACAUGGCCCAGGGCGGCAUGGAAAAGGACGGCGGCAAAACUGAAUGGGCUCAGCGGAUUCAGCUCGUGGAAGGGAGACGGCCGGAUGAGAGACCAGUGAGCUCUACAUUGGCCCGAGAGGCAAUCCGGUCGAAUCCCCAAGAUCUGGAAGGGCUGGUCCCCGACAACGUCCGGGAGUUCAUCCUGUCCCAACAACCAUACUCGGAGUAAACGAUAUCACAACCUUAAUGAGAUCUUUGUUGCGUGGUAGAGUAAAUGAGAUGCGCCGAUGAGCGCCACCCGUCGACGAUCUAUAUAAUACAUGACGCCCUCGUUUAGGAGUACGUAUAUUCGCCCAAGACGACUAAUAACUUUUCCAUCAUAAGAUUCAACCAAAACACCAUACCGCCACGACGCCCGCACUACGUUUUAAUAGAGUCAUAGUAGCAUAAAAACCACGCAUUAUCGUACAGCCCAGAGACCACGGCGCAAAGGUCGACUUUUAAUCGUCGUCCUCUUCUUCCCUUUUCCCCAAAGUAUACGCAAGUCCGCCACCAACCAUGUUGGCCAAGCAGAGACCCAUGGUCACACCGCGGACGAUGCCCCGGGCACCCCAUUUCUUCAUGAAGGGCUGGCGUCGCCGACCGGCAAGCAAAAGGUAAAGUCCCGACCAGGCAGCGCUAAUUCCUGCGCUAUCGGUCUUGAAACCUUGAAGAUUGGCAUAGCUUGUGAACAAAAGGACGGGUGGGAAGAGCAUCGGAAGUGCUUGGAAGGGCCGCAUGUACUGUGCGGUAAUGAAGGUUGCGAGGAGCGUCGGGGUGAAAGGAUUUUCUGUAGAAUUAUGACGUUAAUUAUGGGAUCUGCAAAAAAACGGAUAAAACGGCGAAAAAAAAAAAAAAA